This is a messenger RNA of Musca vetustissima, 1041 nucleotides long. RefSeq names its product odorant receptor 33b-like. Gene Ontology annotation, molecular function: odorant binding; olfactory receptor activity. The record is from RefSeq and is a predicted model, not a curated record. The coding region runs from base 1 to 1041 and encodes 346 amino acids. Gene Ontology annotation, biological process: detection of chemical stimulus involved in sensory perception of smell; sensory perception of smell. Lineage: Eukaryota; Metazoa; Arthropoda; Insecta; Diptera; Muscidae. The transcript is spliced from 2 exons. Gene Ontology annotation, cellular component: plasma membrane.
AUGCUGCACAAUUCGGUGUUGCACGUCGCCAUUAGCUUCUGGUAUCCGAUGCAUUUGACCCUGGGACUAUUGAGUUUACCCAACCAGGGUGAAAUUUUCAAAAACCUAUCGAUAACCAUAACCUGUAUUGUGUGCACCAUGAAGCACAUCCUGUUGAGAAUGAAACUGAAGCAGAUGCGCGAUAUAGAGAAUUUAUUGGUAGAGUUGGAUGACAGUGUUGGAAGUCGGGAAGAAUAUGAAUAUUUUACUAAUGGACCAAAGAAGUAUGCCCAGUGGAUAGCUAAAGCGUAUUUAUACUUCUAUAUGGGAGCCAAUGUCGCAGCUAUUUCAAUGGUACUGUUGGACUCUGAGAGGAGACUUAUGUAUCCGGCUUGGUUUCCAUUUGAUUGGAAUUCGUCGUCGUUGGUUUACUGGUCAGUGUUGAUGUAUCAGUUUAUGGGAGUUACCACGCAAAUUGUACAGAAUUUGGUGAAUGAUGCUUCAGCUGGUGUUUUGCUUUGUCUCAUGAGUGGCCAUGUCCAUCUGUUGAGCAUGCGAGUGUCAAGAAUUGGUCACGAUUCCAAGAAAAUGGAAAAAGACAAUCUCGUCGAUUUGGAAAAGUGUGUGGAAGAUCACCUGAAACUAAUUAGAUUAUUUAAAUUGAUUGAAGAUACCCAAUCGUACGUGCAAUUGAUUAUGUACAUUUCGAAUGGACUGAAUAUUUGCGUAGCUGUAGUGUAUUUGAUAUUCUUUGUCGAAAGUAGGGCGGCUUAUCCCUACUAUGUCAUAUUCAUAUUGGCGAUUUCUUUUGAAUUAUAUCCGAGUUAUUAUUAUGGCAGUAUUUGCCAACAGGAAUUCAACGAUCUAACGUAUUCGAUAUUUUGCAGUAACUGGACAGAUCAAUCAAAGCGUUUUCGCAAAAACAUGAUGAUUUUUGUCCAGAACACAUUGGCCAAAGUCACUAUGAAAUCUGGGGGAAUUGUGGAGAUGCAAAUAAAAAAUUUCUUUGCCAUUUGCAAAAUGACCUAUUCUUUGUUUACUCUAGUCAGGAGUAUUAAAUAG